CAGCGAGUCAACGACAAACCGUCCCAUCGCAGAAACAGAACACUUCUCGUCUCGCUGCACAGCGCAGGAAAGUUGGCAACUUCACUGUUAAACUCGCCUGUGACUGCUCAGCGCUGACAUCAGCGUGAUCUCACCACUGUAACUUGAGCCCUCUGGCUUCUUCUCCAGACUGCCUUUAAAUACGGGCGCUGGAGCCAGCGCAGCACCGACCCCUCCGGGCACUCCCGGCAGCUCCGCACGUAGAUGAAAGCAAAGAGAAGCUGCAGAACUCCAGCCAUGUCCACGUCCCUGCGCGUCAGCCCCUCGGUGCACGGCUACCGCUUCGACACGGCCCUGCGCAAGAAAGCCGUGGCCAACAUCUUCGAAAGCAUCAACCAAGAGUCCCUGCAGAAACUCUUCAAAAACUCUGGGGACAAGAAGGCGGAGGAAAGAGCCAAGAUCAUCCUUGCCACCGACCAGGACUUGGAGGAGAAAACCAGAGCGCUAAUGGCUCUAAAGCAGAGGCGAAAAGACAAACUGCUCCAGUUCCUAACAUUUCGGAAGUACUCCAUUAAAAUUCACUGAGCUGGCAAAGGCAGCUGAAAUGGAGGAAAACAUUUCGGGACGGGACUGUUAGUGACCCCCCCGCCACAGGCGGCAUGUUCCACGGCCCCGCGGGCUGCUGCCGGGACGGGGACCUGACCGACCGCACGGGGCUCAGCCCCGCUGAGCACGCAGCGAGCCGCCGCGGUGACAGCAGCAGCGGUGCCGACAAGCAUCGGAGCCACCACAGCAGCGGUGCCGACAAGCAUCGGAGCCACCACAGCAGCGGUGCCGACACAGCAGCAUCAGUGCCAACGCAGCAGCGGUGCCGGCGGCAGCAUCAGUGCCAACGUAGCAGCGGUGCCAACAGCAGCAGCGGCACCAACGGCAGCAGCGGUGCCAACAGCAGCAGUGGCACCAACGGCAGCAGCGGUGCCAACAGCAGCAGUGGCACCAACGGCAGCAGCGGUGCCCGCAGCAGCACCGGCGCACACAGCAGCACCGGCGCACGCAGCAGCACCGGCGCUGACGGCGGCAGCGGCACCGGCGCAGCGUGGCGGGCAGAGCCCGGCAGAGCGAGGACGCUGCACACCCAGGUGCGACCCGAGACCUUUGGACAGACUCGCUGUUCCCUGUGUCACCUCGGUGCCUGCUGCCGGCCGGGAGGGACGUGCUGGAGACCGACCAGCAGCUGAUCACGGCUCGCUGGGCACUAGUAACACGCGCGGCAGUGCACCUUCUGGUGCAGCCAGUUCAGCCUCCAGGGAAUGCAUUUGCUCUAGAGACACACUGUGCAACUGUGCCUGUUCUUUCUCAACCUGUACGCGUGCACUAUCAACUGUUUGCACAAAAGCAAUAAUAAUGACAUAUUUCCCUGAAUUUACUGUGAACUUCCUUAGUAUUUUGUUCACAUUAACACUAGAAAUCUAAAUAUCACAACUACAGUUCUUAUUUGUAUAAAUUACAAUAGCUAUUAGACAAGUACUUCAUGGUAAUAUUUUAUGACAGCAUUAUUAUUAUAUUGACUAUAAUUUAUUGCAUAUGGCAAUCUGAAACUUAAUAAAUUAUGAAGUAAACAUAAA
Molecule: messenger RNA, 1604 nt
Organism: Columba livia (rock pigeon)
Lineage: Eukaryota; Metazoa; Chordata; Aves; Columbiformes; Columbidae
Gene: TCIM
Product: transcriptional and immune response regulator
Exons: 1
Coding region: 244-564 (106 amino acids)
Biological process (GO): endothelial cell activation involved in immune response; negative regulation of Notch signaling pathway
Cellular component (GO): cytosol; nucleus
Molecular function (GO): Notch binding
Source: RefSeq, a predicted model, not a curated record